Plutella xylostella (diamondback moth) is the source of this 4024-nucleotide messenger RNA. RefSeq names its product aldehyde oxidase 1. Gene Ontology annotation, molecular function: oxidoreductase activity; iron ion binding; 2 iron, 2 sulfur cluster binding. The record is from RefSeq and is a predicted model, not a curated record. Lineage: Eukaryota; Metazoa; Arthropoda; Insecta; Lepidoptera; Plutellidae.
AAAUGUUAGGAUCUUCCGUAAAUGUACAGUUCAAAAGCGUUUUGAACAAGGCGGCGUUCUGUGGUCGGUGGUCCGAAGUGUGUCUGUGUUUUUAAAUUAUGUCUCGAAUAAAUUUCACCGUAAACGGAGAGCAAUUCUCUGUCGGCAAUGAGGUGCGUUCAGACACUUUCCUUGUGGACUACCUGCGUAAAGAGCUGGAGCUGCGAGGCACCAAGUACAUGUGCCGCGAGGGCAGCUGUGGCGCCUGCACCGUGACUGCUGUGAAGACUCCUGGAGGGAAGAGCAAGGCGGUUUACUCUUGCCUGGUACCAAUCUCAGCAUGCGACAACUGGGAGAUCACGACGGUGGAAGGGGUAGGCAACCGGCUGAAGGGGUACAGCGAGGUGCAGACCACGCUGGCGGAGAACAACGGCACACAGUGCGGGAUGUGCUCGCCGGGAUGGGUCAUGAGCAUGCACAGCUUGCUGGACAAUAAGAAGCCGGAAGACAUCUCACCGAUGGAAGUGGAGAAGUACUUCGGAGGAAACAUCUGCCGCUGCACCGGCUACCGACCGAUCUUGACGGCCUUCAAGAAACUCGCCAGGAAAGACGAGAGCAACCCGUCGGUUAGUGACAUGGAAGAUUUGGCCAUCGUUCCGAGGACCAAGUCGAAUGGUUGUGCUACUAAAUGUUGCGAGAACGAAUGGUGUAUGGUCAGCCAGGAUGAUGCUGGGGUCCCGAAGAAAUUUGUGCUCAGGGAUAACAAGAAAUGGUUCACCGCUUACAAGUUGCAGGACGUUUUUGACGCCUUCCAAGAGACUUCGGGAGAAGCUUACAUGCUCCUUGGUGGGAACACUGGAAAAGGUUUAUACCCAGUCCUUGAAAUGCCGCCCGUGAUCAUUGAUAUCAACAACGUUGUGGAACUCAAAGGCUACACUACUGAUCAAAACCUCAUCAUUGGCGCUGGCAACACUAUGCAAGAUUACGUUGACAUUUUCACUGAAGUCUCCAGUCAAGAAGGUUUUGAAUAUCUGAAAAAGUUCCUCGAACAUUUGGAAUGGGUUGCUAAUACGGCGAUCAAAAAUCUUGGAACUGUAGGUGGAAACCUCAUGUUGAAAUAUAACGACAACGGCAACGCCUCAGAUUUCUUCCUAUUGUUUGAAACUGUUGGCGCUAUGUUCACUCUCGUUUCCGCCAGUGGUGAAGAAGAAGUAACACCAACAGAUUUCUUAAAAACUGACAUGAAAGAAAAACUAAUCAAGAACAUUGUGAUCCCACCCCUUGGUGCAAAUGAUAAAUUUGUAUCGUACAAGAUAAUGCCAAGAUCUCAAAACGCAAGUGCCAAAGUAAACGCUGCGUUCUUAUACAAGCUCGAUGCAGACAACGCUACAGUUUUGGAAGCGAGAAUUGUAUAUGGAGCCAUCAGUAGCACAUUCAUCCAUGCUACUAAUACCGAAGAAUUCCUGAAAGGAAAAUCACUUUUCACAAACGAUACCUUACAAAGAGCUUUGGGUAUCUUGAAAAACGAGUUGAUACCAGCAGCCGGUGCUGAGUUGGUGACAAACUCAAAGAAGAAGAUUUCUUUGGGUCUGUUUUAUAAGAGUUUGUUGUCGUUAUAUCCUUCUGAUACGUUGAAUGCUCGUUUCCAAUCUGGAGCCACCAUCUUGAAUCAAACACGUCCAGUGUCUCAAGCAGUACAGGUUUACGAUACGAAACCUUCUUUGUAUCCGUUGACUCAAGCUAUACCGAAAGUAGAAGGAUUGCUCCAAUGCUCUGGUGAAGCUCCGUUCGCAGACGACACGCCGAGGAUGAACAAAGAAGUGUUUGCUGCGUUCGUUCUCAGCACCGUGGCUGUGGGAGAGAUCGAUACUAUCGAUAUUGAAGGAGCAAUGGCUCUCCCUGGUGUAGUUGCUAUCUACACGGCAAAGGACAUUCCUGGAAACAACACGCACACACCCACUAUGCUGCCAGAAUACAACUUCAAACCUGAAGAACUCCUCUGCAGUGGACAGGUUAAAUAUCACAGUCAACCUGUAGCUCUUAUUGUAUGUAACUCAGAAGAAGAAGCAGUGAGGAAUGCUAAACUUGUAAACGUUACGUACAAAAACGUGGGCACACCAGUCCUUGACGUGAAAGUAGCUAAGAAUGACGCAGAUCGUACGGUGAAACUUAUCAACGUGCCAUCACAAAGCCGGGGCGAUGCAACUACUAAAGUUAUCAAGGGAACAAGCUUCGCCCAUGCUCAGUACCACGUACACAUGGAGAAGCAAGUCUGUGUUUCGAAGCCGUCUGAUGACGGUCUUGAUGUCACUGCGUCCGCGCAAUGGAUUCAUGCGAUGCAACUCACCAUCUCGGAAGCCCUCAAUGUACCAAUGAACUACCUGAACCAAAGCAUCAAGAGAGUUGGCGGUGCAUUUGGAGCUAAGAUUACUAGAUCAAUUCUAACAGCUGUAGCUGCAAGUUUAGUGGCCUACAAAUUGAACAGACCUUGCCGACUGAUCUUACCGUUGACUACUAACAUGAGAACUGUUGGUUCUAGGCCUAAUUGCUUCCAAGAGUAUGAGGUGGGUGUCGACGACAAUGGUGUGAUCCAAUAUUGUGACUUCAGUCUCUAUGAAGACCUUGGCUGGAUUAUUAAUGAGCUGUUCCUUGAACUUGGUUUGACCAGUGUAGGAAAUUGCUACAACAAACUGCGAUGGGACUUUACCGCAUACAAUGUCAGAACUGACAAAGUUAGAAGCUGUUGGAUGAGAUCUCCAGGUCAUCAGGAAGUCAUCACUGCCGCUGAGUUUAUUCUGGAGAGGAUAGCGUAUGAGCUGAAUCUAGACCCCGUUGAAGUCCGUACCAGAAACAUCGGUACUGACACCGCUGGAAAGGAAAUGAAGACUACCAUCGGCAAAUUAAUCGACAGUUCUGACUACGCUAACCGCAAACAAGAAGUCGAGACUUUCAACCAGAACAACCGUUGGAAGAAACGUGGAUUCAGAUUUGCACCCAUGAAAUGGGAACCUAACCCUACUGAGUUCACAAUUGCUACAGUCAGCGUCUACAAUAGUGACGGUACUGUAGUGGUAACCACAGGAGGUGUAGAGAUUGGUCAAGGUCUUACAACUAAAGUGACUCAGGUGGUUGCUUUCACUCUACAAAUACCCGUGGAAAAGGUUAAGAUAAGGGCAACUAACAACAUCACAUCGCCGAACGCUUUCACGACUGGUGGAAGUGUUACCACUGAAAUGACAUGUCUGUCAGCCAUAAGGGCUAGCAAAGUUAUUAAUGAGCGUUUAGAGCCAUUGAAACAUGAGUUGGGCAACGUGUCUUGGGAAGAGUUGAUUAAGGAAGCCUACAAGAGGGAAAUUAAUUUGUUUGCCAGCGGUUACAUAACGUCGAAGGAUCAAAAUGUGUACAACAUUUACGGAGGUGCCCUUGUGGAAGUUGAAGUGGAUAUCUUGACUGGUGAGAUACAAGUGCUCAGGGUUGAUCUCAUAGAAGACGUUGGUCAAAGUAUGAAUCCAGCUAUUGAUGUUGGUCAGAUCGAAGGUGCAUUCAUUCAGGCCCAAGGUCAUUGGACCUCUGAAGAGUUGUCUUACAACCAACAAACUGGUGAACUGACCAAUGACAGAACAUGGACCUACCAUGUGCCUGGCAUGAGGGACAUCCCUCAAGACUUUAGGGUGCACUUUGAGAGGGACACUUACAAUAAUAUUGGUAUUCUUGGAUCUAAAGCUACUGCGGAGCCAGCAGUGGUCCUUGGUUGCGCCGUAGCCUUCGCAAUCAGGCAUGCUCUAGUGUCUGCCAGAUCUGAGUCUGGUAUCCCUGCUAACGUCUGGUUUGAAAUCGAGGGAGCUCACACUAUUGAUAAAAUCAACUUCUUCUCUGAAACCGACGACAAAGACUUUUUGUUUGAAUAAUUUUCUCUUUAAUAAUCCUUGAAUAUGCGAUUGUUUUUUAAUUAAAUACUAAUUGUACUAAAAUCACAUUUCAAUUCAUAUUCUUUAAUACUUUUUUUUUUGUUUAAAUAAAAUUGUUUUACUUUUAUCAGUGUAAA